Drosophila hydei is the source of this 1409-nucleotide messenger RNA. RefSeq names its product nuclear pore glycoprotein p62 (gene Nup62). The transcript has a single exon. The record is from RefSeq and is a predicted model, not a curated record. Lineage: Eukaryota; Metazoa; Arthropoda; Insecta; Diptera; Drosophilidae. Gene Ontology annotation, cellular component: nuclear pore; nuclear pore central transport channel. Bases 126 to 1346 code for a protein of 406 amino acids. Gene Ontology annotation, biological process: RNA export from nucleus; protein import into nucleus. Gene Ontology annotation, molecular function: phospholipid binding; structural constituent of nuclear pore.
UUACAACAUUGCUGCAGUGCCGUGUUGUUAUCGAUAAAUUGUGAAAUAUUCGCUGCGAUUUACGUAUGCAUCGUGCGUUAAGUUGAUUUAAUUUAUAUUCUUUUGCAUAUUUAACGCGACGUAAGAUGUCAUUCCAAUUGCCUGCAACAACAACAACCGCCAGCGCUCCAAGCUUUUCGUUUGGUCUUAGCACUGCAACACCAGCAAGUGCCGGAAAUGCCGGCGCCGCGGUUCCCGCCAAACCUACAUUUGCCUUUGCUGCACCAGCUGCAGCUCCAAACAUUGGUGGCGGCGAUGCUGAUGCUGGGAAGGCAGCCGCCGCGCCACCUCCAUUUGGGGGCUUUGGCUUGGCGGCCACACAAUCAGCGUCAACUUUAUCGAAUCCAUUGACGGGGUUGGGUGCUGGACUAGGUGUCGCUGCUGCUCCAACAGCUGCGGCUGCUACAUCAGCACCAACGUCGUCAGCCGCACCUACUUUUGGAGGAUUUCUCGCACAACCAGCAGCUGCAACAGCUACAACAACAACUCCAGCACCUGCAGCGGCGGCAACAACAGCAAAUCCACUUGGCGGUGGCUUGUCGCUGGUCCUAGGGUCUGCACCGAAAACUACAUCGACAUCGAUAGCGCCUGUUGCUGCUUCUGUUGGCCAACUGGCUAGUACAGCCCCUCUUGGAGGUGCAGCUGCUACAGCGGCUGCUGCACCAACCGCAACAACUGGCGCCACCUUUGCCAACUUGUCCACGGCAACAAAGACCACGGACUCUGCAGCCGUUGCAAAUGCUACGCAAUUGUCGUACAAUCAGCUGGAGGAGCACAUCAACAAAUGGACCUUGGAGUUCGAGGAGCAGGAGAAAGUCUUCACAGAGCAGGCUACACAAAUAAAUGCCUGGGAUAAGCUGCUCAUUGGCAACAAUCAAAAGAUCAUUGAGCUCAACGAUGCAGUGCAAAAGGUGAAGAACGAUCAACAAGUGCUCGACCAGGAGCUAGAAUUCAUAGCCACGCAGCACAAAGAGCUAGAGGAGAGUCUCGGCCCACUAGAGAAGGAAUUCACAAGCUUGCCGCGCGUCGAUCAGGAGCGUAGCCAGACCUAUUUGAUGGUCGAGAAUCUCGAUACGCAGCUUAAGCAAAUGUCCGAGGAUCUAAAAGAGGUGAUCGAUAAUCUAAAUGAGGCAAACAAAGGGCAAGAUCACACAGAUCCCAUCAUACAGAUUGGCAAGAUAUUGAAUGCACACAUGAAUUCGCUACAAUGGAUCGAAUCGCAGUCAACACACAUAUGCAAGAAACUUGAUGACAUCGGAAAGAUACAUGAGACACAAAAACGAGAUAUCUUUAGAGCUCCCUAUUAAAAGAAAAUACGUUUUAAAUCAAAUAAAAAUGAAAAUAAAAUCUGAUUUGUACAGAAGAGUAUU